AGUCAUAUUGAUGAUAAACAAACGCCAUGUACGCGAAAAAUCUUACGUGUGGAGGGAUGUUUAAUUGUAAUUUAAAUAAAAACUAAACCAUAAAUAUGAAAUAUAUAACAAGAAGCAAUAAAAUUGAUUCAUAAGCGCAGUGAAAUACUGUAUUUUAGGGCUGCAAUUGCUACACUUUGAUCUUUAACAUACUUGGCUGUGAUUGAGUUGUGUCGCAAGGGUGAUGAUAAUAAGCCUAUUAGAUAACCAUUCGCGAUGGUAUCGAAAGCAAAAAUGCAAAAAAUCUCAGGGCGGAGCAAUCAGAUGUGUCGACUGUGUUUGAGCAAAGAGUGCCUCGAAGACAUAUUCAAGGUAGAGGAUCUUCAUCUAUGGAUAUCAGACUUUCUUUCAAUCAAGAUAACCACCGAAGACCGAGUAAGUCUGGCUAUCUGUUCUAAAUGUCGGCUUCGGUUGACUGAGUUCAAUGAGUUCAGGACACGAUGCCAGGAGGUGCAGGAUGUGUUGAAGUUGAUGGCUGAGAAAAAAGAUAAAGCGGCAAUCGAAAAACCGGUUAAAUUAUCUGUUAAAGCCGGUACUCCAGAUAAAACCAGAGACGGGAGCCGUAAGAACGCAACAAUUCGGUGCCAAACAUGUAACAAGAAAUUCGAAAAUAGGACAUUCUUAAGGGAGCAUAAAUGGAGGGCGCAUGCACAAACUCCACACGUGUGUCCCACCUGUGGAAAAGGUUUUGCUCGAAGGGACCGUUUGCAAAUACAUAAAGAAACUCAUACGCAAAAUGAUCAAACCACAAAAAUAGACCAACCCAAAGCAAAUCAAUUGCAGUGUCAAGAAUGCCUUAAAAUAUUCAAAACGCAAAAGCAGCUUUACGAUCAUAAAAGAGUACACGGACCCAGAAUAUAUGAAUGUUCAUUUUGUGAAAAAUCGUUUGCUGUACGUCAACAAUGGCAGAAGCAUUUGCCUACUCAUGCCAAUCAAACGAGGAAAGAUCAGGAAAAGAUUAGGAUUGAAGGCAGUCCACAAAAUGCUGAUGACGAACCAUGUGUACAAACUGAGGAUGAGGAACAUACAGCAGCAGAUAAGCAGAUGAUAAUUGAACACGAAUCGAUUACAAUUGAAGAAGUGAAAAUUGAAUUCGGAUCGGAUACUGAUACGGAAGUUUCGUAUGGCGUCGAUAACACAGAUGUAGAGCAAGGUCCAUCGUUUCUCAAUGCGGCUCGACCAGAUCAACCGAUAAAAGGAACAGAGAAGGUUGAAUACUGCUUAGCAACACUGAAGUGCUAUCCAUGCAGUAAAACAUUUAAAAACAAAAGAAAAUUUUGGGACCACAAUAGGCUGAUCCAUGGACCGAAAAACUAUUUAUGCACUAUUUGCGAAAAAGCAUUUGCAUUACCUGGCGACAGGAACAGGCAUGUGCGGAUGCAUAAAAAGGACAAGCGUACUCAUCGAUCGAAGGUUGCACAACAGAGCAGUGACUCAACAAACCCUAAACAUUUUAGUUCAGACGUAUCGAAAGGAAAGCUGAUAACGGUGCAGCCCGAAGACGGAGAAGACAAGAGCACCAUAAUCCCAGAAAAUGGAAUUGACAUCAAGGAAAAGGUGAAAAUCGAGCUUUGUGCCGAAGAUGAUGAUGAUGAUGAUGAGGAUUAUGAUAGCGAUGAGGAAAUAUCAAUAAUAGUUCCAAGACAUAUGAUUACGAAUGCGUUUGAAGAUAACAAAAAAAUCUCCGAUCAGAAGGGCGUCCUAGAAUUUGAUGGAUUGAAAGGUACAAACACUGUUGAAGAAUCGGUGCUCGCCAAUCCCCAGACUAGUGAGGCCGACCAUCAAAGGAUAGUGCAUGGCCCAAAAAAGUAUGCAGUAAUGGAUUUACAAUGAGCUCUGCCUUGCCAAGACACACGAAAUGGCAUCAUGAUAGCAGUGGAUGUUCCAGUCAGACGCGACGGCGUCCCAAGAAUCCAAAACGGGCGAUUGUAGUUCAUGAAACUGAACGUACAGUGAAGUUGAAUUUAAAAGCAGAUUUUUGGUUCAAAUGCAACAAGGGCAGGAUGGAGCACGAGACAAUGGAGGUUAUGAACUUUCUAUUCUAUUUACACUGAAUUUGAAUAAUAAAAGUACGACGAGUUGUUAUUACCAGCAAUGUAAACUGAUCAAAAAUAA
Molecule: messenger RNA, 2154 nt
Organism: Armigeres subalbatus
Lineage: Eukaryota; Metazoa; Arthropoda; Insecta; Diptera; Culicidae
Product: zinc finger protein 197-like
Exons: 7
Coding region: 256-1872 (538 amino acids)
Cellular component (GO): nucleus
Molecular function (GO): zinc ion binding
Source: RefSeq, a predicted model, not a curated record